AUGGAAAGCGGAGCGAAUACGCGAUCCUUCAAUGCCGGCAAGAAGUUUGCGCCGCACGGCCCUCUGCGUGGCUAUGGCGUAGAUGGAAUGCGUGGUGACAAAGACGUGCGUGCAAACGGCACGUCGCACGCGAACGUACACGUCCUCCAUGGCCCUAGCGGCCGCAUUGCGUGCGUUGCGGAUAUCCGUGGCAACGUCCGCCUCCUGAACCAGAUUGCGCAGGAGACCAAGGCGAAGGCCAUUGUACACACGGGUGACUUUGGGUUCUACACGGGCGACUCGCUUGCGCGCAUGAGCGACCGUGCUUUGCGGCACGUCGUGCAAUACUCGCCGCUGCUUUCGCCCAAGCUGCGCUCGCUCCUGCUCGACACAGACAACAGCAACGGAAACGCUCUGCGCCAGGGACUCGUCGGCAACGCCGAGGCGGCGCUCUCCGAGUUUCCCGAGCUCGUCAGUGGCGCGAUCGCGCUGCGUGUGCCCGUGUUUACUGUGUGGGGCGCGUGUGAAGACGUGCACGUCGUCGAGCGCCUGCGCACCGGCGAGUACACCGUGCCGAACCUGCACAUGCUCGACGAGGCGACGACGCACGCGAUCGAGGUCGGUGGCGUGCGUGUGCGCCUCCUCGGCCUCGGCGGCGCCGUUGUGCUGCACAAGCUCUUUGACAAUGGCAGCGGCCAAGGCACGAUCGCCGGUGGCCAGGGCGCGAUGUGGACCACGAUGCUGCAGCUCGGUGAGCUCGUAGAAACCGCGCAGCAGGUGUACGACCCCAGCGAGGUGCGCAUCUUGGUGACACACGCCUCGCCUGGCCGCGAUGCGCUCCUGGCGCAGGCCGCGCUCGCGCUGCGCGCGGACUACUCGCUGAGCGCAGGCCUGCACCUGCGCUACGUGUCGUCGUACAAUGCGUUUGGUGUGCACGGCUCCCUGGACGUCUUCCGGGAGAAGCUCACCAAGGCGCGCGCCGAGUUUGAAGAGGUCUGGGACGCGGUCAAGGGCCAGGUCGAGAGCGCGAUCGAUCCCGCGCAGCGCCAUCUUUUGAACCAUGCGCUGAGCGUCGCGCUGCGCCUCCCCCAGCCCUUCUCGGCCGGCGGCCGCGAAGAGAGUGCGUGGAAGAGUGCGUGGUUCUUCAACCUGCCCGAUGCGCCGCUCGGCUCGCUUGUGCUGGACAUUAGCAACAGCCGCAUUGCCACCGAGACGCGCUCGCAAGGCACGAGCUUUGCGUCGCGCAGCGCCAAACCGCUCGCGGCGCCGCCCAAGACGAACGUUGUGCUGCCCCGUGCGCCGGAUGCGUCCGACAAUGUGCUCUUCCUCGGGCACAUGGGCGACGCGUUCCCGGUGUCGGAAGAGGACGUGAAGGCGUACUUUGGCGAGUUUGCCAAAGACAUGACCCACGUCCAGUUCUUCCCUGCGGAGCGCACGCGCCGCGGGGACAAGGACGAGACGCGCCUGCGCACCUUUGUGCACGUCGCCUUUAGCACGCCGGCGGCAGCACAGGCGGCGCUCGGCGCGCGUGGCCGCACGAUCAAGAAUACGUCGGUCGUCCCGACGCUCGAACCGCUCGCGCGCCGCGCGGGCGAGCGCAAAGAGCGCAAGGAGCGCCCCAAGCCCGAGGCCAAGGACGAGGAGCCCGCGUCGCGCCCCCGCGGUACGCGCUCGCGCGGCGGCCGUGGUGCGCGCAGCGCGGCCGCGCGCAAAGAGGCCCAGGCGCUCAAGAAGAGCGACGAAAAGCCGCCCCAAGCGGCACCCAACGGCGUGGAUACCAAAGCGCCGAGCGAGGCGCCCAAGCCGCGUUCGGACUAG
This is a messenger RNA of Malassezia japonica, 1797 nucleotides long. RefSeq lists its product as uncharacterized. The record is from RefSeq and is a predicted model, not a curated record. Gene Ontology annotation, molecular function: nucleic acid binding. The transcript has a single exon. The coding region runs from base 1 to 1797 and encodes 598 amino acids. Lineage: Eukaryota; Fungi; Basidiomycota; Malasseziomycetes; Malasseziales; Malasseziaceae.